AUGGGCAGCAAAUCUAGUAAACCUACCGCAACUGAAUCAACUGCAUCUCUGCCUUAUCCGAAAGACUCGGCCGAUGUCACUGGUGCCAAUACCCAACAAGAGAUAGUACCAGCGACGACUUCUUCAACUCCAACACGUGAAAUAACGUCGACAUCUUCGCUUGCAAAUGACACAGUAACGACUUCGAAAACAUUAGACAAAGAUACUUCUAAACUAACAUUACACUCUGUUGCAACAUCUCUCAUAAGCAACGAAGAGAGUACAUUAAAACAACCUGCAGUAACAUCAGCAGCGACACGCUGGUACAACUGGACGAAAGUUGAACAACAAAAACGUGUAAAAGGAAAAAUACCUUGGUAUAUGCAUUCACCGACGACAAAGAAAGAUGCAGACGCUACUCCUAUUGAACAGACAACAACGACAACAACGACGCCGACACCAACAGCAGCACCACUAGUAAAAGUUAAUGAAUCUGAGAAAAAGGAAGAAUCUAACAAUGAUAAUGAUAUUACAGUCGUACCGACUUACCGACUGCGCACAACAACUGUGCAUAGUCCUCCUGGUAUUGAACGUAUCCCAUCGCCUCGUCGGGAAUUAACAAACACCGAUGUAUCAAAUUUUAAAUACUAUCGUCCAGACGAACGAUCUCGACAACCGGUUGGCACACAUACGAAAGCAACUAUGUAUCGAAUGAAUACAAUUUUAAAACAAGCGCCAUCACCAGCUCAAUUAUCUUCACCCGAAUCAACAAAUCCUGGCGAUGUUACAAACGUAACGACAAGAUCGAUUGAAGAUCUAUCGAAAAUACGUACUUAUGUCUCUCGUGGUCUUCAAACCGAUCUCGAAGUACAACCAAGUAAUUCAUCUAAUUCACAAAUGCGUUAUUACGAAAAACAACAAUCACAAUUCGUUCCGAUCUCGACACUAACUAACUAUGCUUCUGAUAAUAAUGGGUUUUAUAGCUUAGCAUCACAAAAUACGAAUUAUGAAUCAACACUUCCACCCAUUAGCGAACCGUCCGAAUCGAACGUUGAUCCAUCUCAGUCGAUAUCUCCUCCAGCUAAUCCUUCAGCCCCGACAUCCAUCUUGAAAAAGACAUCAACAGGAUUAUCUCGAGAUGCAUCUAAUCCAUUUUCCGAGCAAGCACAUGAAAAAAUGGUUGAAGAGUUGCGUAAACGUAAUAAAAACCUUCAAGAUGGAUCAUAUCGCGUAAAAAAAGUUCAUCUUCUGGAAAAAAACGAUCCGUCACCGGAACCACAAACAGUCACAUUUCGUCUUCCAACAUCCAAAGCUAAUCAAAGUAUACACCGAAGUGAAAAAUUAUUCUCUAGUAAUUGA
Messenger RNA from Adineta ricciae, 1338 nucleotides. NCBI's taxonomy places the organism in Eukaryota, Metazoa, Rotifera, Eurotatoria, Adinetida, Adinetidae. The record is from the annotation of a GenBank genome assembly.